UAACGGUACAAACGCUUCAUAUAUACAUACAGUCAUUGGACAGACGAUAGCAAGAAUAACGCUGCUGUAUUUUGAGAGCAAAAACAAGUAUCUAUACAUUUGCAUUCUGCAUUAGUUCAUUCUGUCAAAUUGAAUCUGAGGGAGAAAAAAACAUGUUCUACACAUGUGGUCCAAAUGAGGCUAUGGUGGUGUCAGGUCCAUUCUCUAAUCAAUACAAUUAUAUUCUCCAUUUAUAAACAUAUUACAUUAAAGAGCUGUAAGAUGGUAGUAAUACUCGCAUGCGUAUCUCACCAUCCUCUCGCUCUCCUUCUCUUGCUCUUUCGCUCUUUCUCGCUCUCUCUCGCUCUCCCUCUCUCGCUCUCUCGAUCUCUCUCGCUCUCCCUCUCUCUCUCUCUCUCGCUCUCCCUCUCCCUCUCUCGCUCUCUUCCUCUCGCUCUCUGUUUCUCAGGGCUCUGCCGUUCUCCUCCAGUAAUGAUUUCUGGAGGCAGAGUGUUUGUGCUUCCCUGUGUUCAGAAGAUCCAGAGGAUCUCCCUGAACACUCUGACGCUAAACGUGAAGAGUGAUAAAGUCUACACCCGGCAUGGGGUUCCCAUCUCGGUCACUGGUAUUGCCCAGAUGAAGAUCCAGGGGCAGAACAAGCAGAUGCUGGCCGCAGCCUGUCAGAUGUUCAUGGGGAAGUCGGAGGGCGAGAUCGCCCAAAUCGCCCUGGAGACGCUGGAGGGUCACCAGAGGGCCAUUAUUGCCCACCUGACUGUGGAGGAGAUCUAUAGGGACCGCAAGAAGUUCUCGGAGGAGGUGUUCAAGGUGGCCUCGUCUGACCUGGUCAACAUGGGCAUCAGCGUGGUCAGCUACACGCUCAAAGACGUUCACGAUGACCAGGACUACCUCCACUCCCUGGGGAAGUCCAGGACCGCCCAGGUGCAGAAAGACGCCCGCAUCGGAGAGGCCCAGUUCAAGAGGGAUGCUGUGAUCAGGGAGGCCCAUGCCAUGCAGGAGAAGAUUUCAGCCCAGUAUGUAAAUGAGAUCCAGAUGGCCAAGGCUCAGAGGGACUAUGAGCUGAAGAAAGCAUCCUAUGACAUCGAAGUCAACACCAAGAAGGCGGAGUCCGAGAUGGCCUACCAGCUACAGGUGGCCAAGACCAAGCAGCGCAUCGAGGAGGAGAAGAUGCAGGUGAAGGUGGUGGAGCGCUCUCAGCAGAUCAUGCUCCAGGAGCAGGAGAUCACCCGCAGGGAGAAGGAGCUGGAGGCCAAGGUCAAGAAGCCCGCUGAGGCCGAGAGAUACCGCCUGGAGAAGCUUGCCGAGGCCCAGCGUGCACAGCUCAUCAUGGAGGCAGAGGCUGAAGCAGAGUCCAUUAGGAUUAAGGGAGAUGCGGAGGCCUUUGCUGUGGAGGCGAAGGGGAGAGCCGAGGCGGAGCAGAUGGCCAAGAAGGCCGAAGCCUUCCAGCAGUACAAGGAGGGAGCCAUGGUGGACAUGCUGCUGGAGCAACUACCACUAAUGGCGGAAGAGAUCAGCAGGCCUCUGGCGCAGGCUCACAAGAUCACCAUGAUAUCCAGCGGCGGCGGCGAGGUGGGCGCGGCCCAGCUCACAGGGGAGGUGCUAGACAUCAUGACCCGCCUACCAGCGGCGGUGGAGAAACUGACCGGAAUCAACAUCUCACAGGUGGCGACUCGUAUGGGCUGAGGAGAGGCUCCGGGUGCUCAGGUAGACCUAUCAUCAUACCCCUGCCUGGCUGUAGUGUCUGCGUAUGUGUCUACUGUCACAGCCUUACCUUCUCUCCUCAAGUACGUUAUGCCAACGACCUAUCUGUUUCUAUGAUCAACCCUUUCUAUCGAUCCCCUCUUCUUUCCAUGUGUCUUAGUGCCCCUUUUCUCUGCCUGUCUCACCUUUCACCUCUAACCCGUUUUCUAUUUGGCCCUGGAUUCCUCCUCCUAACUGCCUGUGUCCACUGUCUUGCUGCCAAGCCCUAAGUGCAUCUUAACUGGCGAGUUCAAUGCAAGCGCACAAUCAACUCGUCCAUCCAGUAUUGUCAUUCUCAGCGCUCGGUCUUACGCAUCAGAAGAAAAGGGGACCUGACCAAAUCCAUGUUUCAGUCUUUCAUUGUUUUUAAUGUUACUGGUUGUCGUUUUAGUCUGACAAAAUGUAAUUGGUUAAGAGAAAAUGUCAUGGCUCUGUGGGGACUAAGUUUGAGUAACAAUGAAUGUAAAAAAUAUUCACCAUUCAAAGUAUCCAAUAUUCUAAUCUAUACCUAUAUCUCUUUGGGAGAAGUAGUCUGAAUAGGCCAGUCAACUUGUUUCUCAAUAUAUUAUUAUUUUCUAUGGAUUUCUAUCUGUGAAAUGUGUGCUUUCCCAUUGAUGUGUGUCUACAGUCACUGUUACGACACGUAACGUGCGUGUUUUUUUAUGUUGUUUUCGUUGUACUUUCUCACACUGAAUUAUCCUAUUUAAUCAAUAUUCGUUAGAAAGGACCUUCUAGUCAAGCAGAUUAUGUAGCAGUUCUCACAAAUGUGACUUGCAUUACUUUUGUCCAGAGUGCUAGGGGACUGGUUUACUGCUCUGUUAUAGCUGUCAAAAUGUAAUAUGACCUUAUAAUCUUGGAAUUAUUGCACUUCUGCCUAACGCUACGUACUGUAAUGUCAAGCUGUACUAUUUAUGUUAAUUGAGAUGUACUGUUAGCAUUGAAGCUACAUUAUUCUUAAGGUGGUCCUCAGAUCAACGGAAAUAGUAGCUGUGAUAAAUGAAUAAUAAAGGGAGUGAUUUUCAGUUAGAAAAAUGUUGAUUGUCGUCAGAAGUAGAAAGAGAGGAGGUGUCAUGUAAAAAGAAGAAAUUCGGAAAGCAUGUACUCUCUUUUUGGGAACCUUUUGAAGCCCAAACUAAAGCUAGCUGUGUCGUAUUGUACUACUAAUAGAAAUAACUACUAAUGGACAUAACAGCAUGAUAUACAAGCAUUGAGUACAUGGCACAUACAGAAUAUACAUCCAUUGUUGCCCUCAGAACAGCCUAAUUUCAUUGGGGCAUGAACUCCACAAGUUGUUGAAAGCGUUCCACAGGGAUGCUGGCCCAUGUUGACUCCAAUGUUUACCACAGUUGUGUCAAGUUGGCUGGUGGACCAUUCUUGAUACACACGGGAAACUGUUGAGUGUGAAAAACCCAGCAGCGUUGCAGUUCUUGACACAAACCGGUGCACCUGGCACCUACUACCAUACCUCGUUCAAAUGCACUUACAUUUUGUUGUCUUGCCCAUUCACUCUCUGAAUGGCACACAUACACAAUCCAUGUCUCAAUUGUCUCAAGGCUUAAAAAUCCUUCUUUAACAUGUCUCCUCCCCUUCAUCUACACUGAUUGAAGUGGAUUUAACGAGUGACAUCAAUAAGGGGUCAUAGCUUUCACCUGGAUUCACCUGGUCAGUCUAUGUCAUAGAAAGAGCGGGUGUUCCUAAUGUUUUGUAUACUCACUGUAUUUCAUGACACUGCAUUUCAUCAGAGGAAAGACAAGUGGUCAUUCCUCAUCCCCGUAUGCAUUGGCUGGUGCAAUCAAGUUUCCCCUCUGGGGGAUUAAUAAAGUACUAUCUUAUCUUAUCGUCCAAUCAAUGUCUCAGAUCAGUAUGUUCAAUGGAAAUCAUCCAGAUAGCAUAGCGUGCUAGCCCUGUGUGUCUCAUGGCAUUGUCGGGUCUAGUGAGAUGACUGAUUCAGUAUAGGAAGUGAGGCUGACUUGCCUUAUCCCCCACACACUGUCACCCUUGACCUCAUCGUCACCACACAAGAUUGCGUCUUAUGUACUGAUGAUGUUACACAGAAUAGUCUGUAAUGUAUUGAAUUGUAUAUUUAAUUUCAUUGAUUUUUUGUUGUAUUUAUUUAUGGUUUUUUUUUCUAUGAAAUUUGUCAGGAGCCUGAAGGCAUGACCCAUAACAGGUACUCCUGCUAUGGAUAAGUAACCAAACCAGGGACUGAACCAGAGGUUCAAAAUAUGUCCAAAGCAUCAAAAUAAGGGAUAUUUUGGAUGUUGUAAUUACUGUAGAAAUGCAUCUACAGUACCUGUUUUAGUGAAGUAUUUUAAAAUGUGUGUUCAAUUUAGCUUAAAACAUGUUGUACUGUACUCAAAGAUAAGAAAAUCAUAUCUGAAAUCAGCUGUUUAUGUCUUGUUGUCACAUUUAUCAUACUUUCUUAAACCUUCUGAGCUCAGCGUCUUGGCCUGGCUUGUCAAAAAGGGUUUACCUUCAGUUGCAUCACAAGACAAGAGUAAUCAAACCUCCUUAUCCUGACUAACACAAUGUUACCCUGUUUCUGUGUUGCAUCUUACUAUAACCAGGACAUAAUCUACUUUCAUGGUUGUCUCUUGUUUUACCAAGAAAUAAUACCAACAGUUGCUGUAUUAUAUAUUCUUAAAUGGCAUGUUUCAGUGAAAACCAAACCAAGCUUGGGAAAAAGUUACAUCCUAUACAUUUAAUGAAAAUAAUGAGACGAAUUCCAUGGCAAGCAGAUUGUAUCCAGGACUGGUUUCAUGUCGUUUUCUUUGAGUUAUAUUAGAAUAGUGUGUUGUUUAAAACUUGCCAAAAUUGUAAUGUGUCUCUGUAUUGUUUUCAAAUGGCUGUGCACUAGUGUCAUGAGGAACCUUAGACAUUUGUAUUUUAUAGGAAACAUAUAUCCUUAAAUGAUAUCAAAUACAGAAUUCCUUUGAUUCUAUUAACCACAACCCUCGUCUUCCCUCGUCUUCUUUGGUGCUUGUGUGUAGGAAGGUUGUGAAAUGGGCAUGGCACAGGGGACACUAAUGGCAAAUUAGUGUCCCUAACACAAUAACCUAGCAUACACAAUAUUCUACACUAUUUCAAUGUAUAAUUUACCUGUGUACUGUACAUUGAUACAAUACCUUCAAACUGACUGGCCACGGCAUGCAGGAAAAGGUGAAUCGGACAGAAAGAUCGUCAUCUCCGACUGUCUCACUUUAUUGUCCUUACAAGGAGAAACAGUCUGUUCAUAUGAAUGUGUACUGUGCAUAUACAGCGAGUGUAGCAUAAGGGUAGUUAAUAACGGCAUUAGGAGCGAUAACAAUAAGAAUAAUGAGAACUGUGUUAUUUCAAAAGACACAUAAUGAAGUACAAGGAGUAUACGUAAGAUGACCAGCCAAUCACAAGCCAGCUCAAUAAAUACAGAGCAGAAUAGAGCUCUGUGAUUGGAUGGGUUACAAAUACAUGUCAACGAUUCAUACUUUUGAAGUUAUUUUGUUUUCUUUUUCAUAUGUAUUUAGAUCUCUGUUUUUUCUUUACAGAGGCAGUACAUCAUUCCCUUUUUUGAAUGAAAAAAAAGUCACUUCUAUAUACAGUACCAGUCAAAAGUUUGGACACAUACUCAUUCCAGGGUUUUUCUUUAUUUUGACUAUUUUCUAUAUUGUAGAAUAAUAGUGAAGACAUCAACACUAUGAAAUAACACACAUGGACUCAUGUAGUACCCCAAAAAGUGUUAAACAACAACUCAUCCCAAACCAUCUCAAAUUGGGUUGAGGUCAGGUGAUUGUGAAGGCCAGGUCAUCUGAUGCAGCACUCUAUCACUCUCCUUCUUGGUCAAAUAGCCCUUACACAGCCUGGAGGUGUGUUGGGUCAUUGUCCUGUCGAAAAACAAAUCAUAGUCCCACUAAGCGCAAACCAGAUGGGAAGGUGUAUCACUGCAGAAUGCUGUGGUAGCUAUUCUGGUUUGCCUUGAAUUCUAAAUAAAUCACUGACAGUGUCACCAGCAAAGCAUCCCCACACCAUAACACCUCCUCCUCCAUGCUUUAUGGUGGGAAAUACACAGGCAGAGAUUAUCCGUUCACCCACACCUCGUCUCACAAAAACACGGC
This is a messenger RNA of Oncorhynchus nerka (sockeye salmon), 5828 nucleotides long. RefSeq names its product flotillin-1. The transcript is spliced from 12 exons. Gene Ontology annotation, cellular component: flotillin complex; cytoplasmic vesicle; plasma membrane. The record is from RefSeq and is a predicted model, not a curated record. The coding region runs from base 175 to 1680 and encodes 501 amino acids. Gene Ontology annotation, biological process: positive regulation of cell-cell adhesion mediated by cadherin; positive regulation of endocytosis; positive regulation of cell junction assembly. NCBI's taxonomy places the organism in Eukaryota, Metazoa, Chordata, Actinopteri, Salmoniformes, Salmonidae.